This is a messenger RNA of Plasmodium gonderi, 2616 nucleotides long. RefSeq lists its product as hypothetical. Lineage: Eukaryota; Apicomplexa; Aconoidasida; Haemosporida; Plasmodiidae. The record is from RefSeq and is a predicted model, not a curated record. The transcript has 6 exons. Gene Ontology annotation, cellular component: mitochondrion. Bases 1 to 2616 code for a protein of 871 amino acids. Gene Ontology annotation, molecular function: 3'-tRNA processing endoribonuclease activity. Gene Ontology annotation, biological process: mitochondrial tRNA 3'-end processing.
AUGGAAGUCUAUAUCCAAAUGGUAGGAUGGCAUAGUUUGGCGGUACCGCCAAGCUUGCGUUUAUUCGUGAAUGGAGAAUGCACCCUGUUUAAUUGUGGGGAAAACAUUCAAAGAUUUUUGAACGAAUAUAAAUUACAUGUUGCCAAAAUUAGAAACAUAUGUUUUACUAAAAUAAAUCCAGAAACUAUCGGAGGGUUAAUUGGACUCCUAUUAACAAUAGACAAUAUAGCAGAUAUUGACAUAACUAUUUAUGGCCCUAAGCCGAUUGAACAGAUAAUUAAUACUAUUACUUGCUCCUUUGCGAAAAUGAAAAAUAUAAAAUUAAAAAUACAUGAAUUUUGUGAAAACAAUUUUCAAAUAGUUUUAAAGGGAAAUAUUACUAUAACCCCAAUAAUGAUACGUGAAAAAAAAAAACAAGACAAUGAUAUAUGUAAUAAGAGUGGGGGGGAAAUGGAUUAUAAGAAAAGUCAAAUAAUUCCUGAAUCGGAUAAGACACAUUGUGAGGGAACAAACAAUUUACAUAGAGGGGCUGGAAUAAAGCAUGAGUCAUCUGGAGAAACUGAUUUGGAUAAUUUUAAGAAAAGGAGACUGUGGGUCGAUUGCCAAGAUAUGCAUAAGGAGAAUGACCAGGGUGAGAAAACAGACCUGAAAAAUGCCCAAGAUGAAGAAACUGCCCCAGAAAAUGCACAGGGUGAUAAAAUUGACCCAGAGAACGCACAGGGUGAUAAAAUUGACCAAAAAAAUAGCAAGAGUAAUAAAAUACUCGACAAAGAGAAGGAUCCAAAUAGGGGAACGUACAAAGAAAAUGGUAACAAAACAAAAUCAGGGGAUGAUAAAGUUAAUAAAGAAUUAAGAGGAAUAUGCUAUUUAAUCGAAUGCCCCGAGACGAUUGGAAAGUUUCAUGUGGAAAAGGCAAAGAAACUAAAUAUUCCAUCAGGAAAAUAUUACGGGAUACUAAAAUCUGGAAAAUCUAUAACAAUAAACAACAAAGUAAUAAAACCAGAAGAUGUGUGUGAUAAAAAUAUAAAUGGAAGAAAGGCAUUAGUUAUUGAUUUAGAAGAUAUUGAUGAUACAAAAUAUUUAUUGGGAGAAAUUUCUAGUAGAGAAAGUUUUUAUUUAAAAAAUUUGGAAUAUAUUUUCCAUUUAUCGUGUGAAGAAAUUACCAAUAUGGAGAAUUAUAAAAAAUUUUUUUUAAAUUUGAAGAAUGUAAAAAAUGUUAAGUGCAAUCAAUCCAAUAGUUAUUUAAAUGUAUGCCCAUUUGUUUCCGCAGCUUCAUUAAACAACUUCCUUUCGAAGUUAUUACCUACCAUUUUUUUGAAGUACAAAUUGGAUACACCUGUUUAUGAUAUUUCAAAUUUAUCAUCAACUAAUGAUAAUAGGAAAAAAAUGAAAAAUGAAACAGAAGGCGCAAAUUUGCUUACAGUUGAUAAGGAGGAUGGUUCUAUAUAUCAAAACAGAGCUCCCCCCUCAGCAUAUGGAUUCACAAAUAAUGACAACUUCAGUGAUACACAAGAAACAGGUAAUGACAUAGAAUGUGAACAAAAUAGUUCUUAUCUUGUGUAUAACCCAUUGAGCAAAUUCGUUUUACACCCCUUUCAUAAAAUUAAUAUAUGCACAGAUGAAGCUUUGCGCGAUUUAUAUCCAAAUAUAUUUAAUUCUGCAAAGACAUCGAAUAUAUUAAAAGAGAAUGAAAACUUAUUGGAAAAUUUUAAAAAUUUUAAUAAUAAAAUAACGCAAAAUUAUUCAGAAUAUCCUUCUUUUUACUUUCUCGGUACUGGUUGUUCAAUGCCUUCAACAUUUCGCAACGUUUCUGGUAUCAUUUUGAAUAUUGAAAAAAAUUUCAGUGUCGUUUUAGAUUUUGGAGAGGGUUCACUCUACCAGCUAUACUGGAUGAGCCAAUCAUGGAUCAAUUUUUCAGAGGCUAUUAAAUCGAUAAAAAUAGUAUUCAUAUCACAUGCACAUGCAGAUCACCACAUGGGUCUUUAUUACUUGUUGCAUAUGCGAAAAAUACUUUUUCCACAUUUAGAUGAACCACUAAUAUUGAUUCCGUUAACGCUAAAAAAGUGGAUAUGUUUAUAUAGGGAACUAUUUUUUGACAAGCCAAUAAAAAUAUUGUAUAACGAAGAAAAUUUAGAAGUAAAACAGAAAAUUAAUGAUUCCAAUAAUUUUGUGUUUCUUCGACCAUUUAAGGUUAACCAUAUUAAGGAAUCCUAUGGCAUAAAAAUUGAAAGCAAAACUAUCGGGUCCAUUGUUUAUUCAGCUGAUACAAGACCAUGCGAUAAUGUUAAAAUGUUUUCCAAAAAUUGUGAUAUUUUAAUACAUGAAGCAACAUUUGACGAUGAAUUACUAGAGGAAGCCAUUUAUAAAAAACAUUCUACAACGAAUGAGGCUAUGCAAAUUGGUUUAGAAGUUCAAUGCAAAACAUUAAUACUAACUCAUUUUAGCCAGAGAUAUCCAAAGGCACCAAAAUUAAACAAGCCAUCAUCUACCGAAAUUAAAGAAAUCAUGAAUAAAACAAUUUAUAGCUUCGAUUAUAUGUGUAUUCCUUUAAAUUUAAUAAAUGAACUGCCUCAUUAUUUCAACAUUUUAUUAAAUUUAUUAGAAAAAAUAUUUUAA